Messenger RNA from Nelumbo nucifera (sacred lotus), 2541 nucleotides. NCBI's taxonomy places the organism in Eukaryota, Viridiplantae, Streptophyta, Magnoliopsida, Proteales, Nelumbonaceae. The record is from RefSeq and is a predicted model, not a curated record.
AUGCUUGAACAGUUGACCUCUUCUGAGCUAAGAGGGGUUGCACUUCGCUGGAGAAUACAUAAAAAGCUGAAGAAAUUAGAGAAUACGCUGUCAAAAAUUCAAGCUGUGCUCAUUGAUGCAGAGAACAAGCAAAUGAAAGACAUAAAAGUGGAAAAGUGGCUAGAUGAUCUCAAACAUGUGGCUUAUGAUGUAGAAGACAUACUGGACAAGGUCUCAACUGAAGCUCUCCGCCAAAAAUUGGAAGCAGAAGCCAAGAUAAAGCAGGUACGCAAGAAACUCAUUCCUUAUAAUUUACGUCCUCGUGUAGUUUCAUUCAAGUUUGGGAUAGUAUCUAAGAUAAGUACGAUAAAUAAAGAGUUGGAAGAAAUUGCACUAGAGAGAGAUCGUCUUGGCUUACAAGAGGGAGUUGGAGCAGAGUCAGUUCGAGUUGAACAGAGACGGCCAACAAGUUCCUUGUUAAAUGAGUCUCUUGUUUAUGGAAGAGAGGAAGACAAAGCAAAGAUAAUCAAGUUGCUACUGUCUGAUGAACAUAAUCAUAAUGGGGCCCUAGUAAUUCCCAUAGUUGGUAUGCCUGGGGUUGGAAAGACCACCCUUGCUCAGCUUGUGUAUAAUGGUGAUAGCGUAAAGCAAUAUUUUGAUCUAAAAGCAUGGGUAUAUGUUUCAGAGGGCUAUAACAUGUUGACAUUAACAAAAGCAAUUCUGGAGUCUGCUACAGGGCAAUCUUGUAAUCUUAAUGAAUUAGAUUCACUUCAAGCUAAUCUUAAGAAGGAAUUAAAGGACAAGAAAUUUUUACUUGUUUUGGAUGAAGUCUGGAAUGAGAACUAUAACGAUUGGUGUGCCCUCCUAUCUCCUUUCAGAGGUGGGAUACAAGAAAGUAAGAUCAUAGUAACUACAAGAAGUGAAACUGUUUCAUCCGUUGUGGGCAAUGUUCAUGCCUACAAACUGAAUGUCUUAUCAGAGAAAGACUGCUUCUUGUUAUUUAAACAACAUGCAUUUGUGGAUGGAAUAUCAGAAACAAAUCCAAACUUGGAAGAACUUGGCCGUGGAAUUGUAGGAAAAUGCAAUGGUUUGCCUUUGGCAGCAAAGACACUUGGAGGUCUCCUGCACUCCAAAGUAGAUGUAAAUGAGUGGAGAAACAUCCUAGAAAGUGAAUUAUGGGAAUUACCAGAGGACCGAAGUGAGAUUCUUCCUGCCCUAAGAUUGAGUUACCAUCAUCUUCCAGCACACCUGAAGCGGUGCUUCGCCUAUUGUUCUAUUUUUCCAAAGGGCUAUGAAUUUGAGGAGACAUUAGUAUUCUUGUGGAUGGCAGAGGGUUUUGUCCAACCAAAUGAAAGGAAGCAUAUGGAAGACAUAGCUGGAGGAACUUGUUUCAGGUUAGAGGAUGGAAAUAAGAGCAAUAAUAGGGCAAACAAAAUUCCUGAGAAGGCUAGACAUUCAUCAUUUCUUCGUGGACAGUAUGAUAGAAUAACAAAGUUUCAGGCCUUUCAUGAGCUAAAGCUUCUACGGACCUUCUUACCAUUAACAAGAAGAGAGGACAAAAUCUCCAAUAAGCGAGUUAGGCAAAAUUUCACACCUCCAAGGGAACAUUCACAUUUCAAAGUUAGAGAAUGUAGAUGCAUUCAAUUGACUGAUGCAAGUCGUGCCAACUUAAAGGAUAAACUACACAUUCAAGGGCUUAAAUUGGAAUGGAGUGGUGCAUCUAGUUUCCAUGAAGAUGUGCUUAGGGUGUUGCAACCUCAUAUGAACUUGAAGGAGCUCUUCAUCAGCUCCUAUCUUGGUGAAUUUUUUCCAAGUUGGAUUGGUGAUCAGUCCUUGUCCAAUUUAGUGAUCCUGAAACUCUUUAAAUGUAGCAAAUGCAAGUCACUACCCCCACUUGGGCAACUACCCAUGCUCAAAGAUCUCUAUAUUGAAGGAAUGCAUAGAAUUAACUGUGUGGGUCGCGAGUUUUAUGGGGAUUGUUUGGAUAAAACUUUCCCAUCAUUGGAGAUACUAUCUUUCAGGGAGAUGCUUGGGUUGGUGGAAUGGUUUGGAUUGGGAGAAGAGAAAGAAUUAAAAGGCAUUGAAGAAUUUCCUAAUCUCACUAAGCUUACUAUGCAAAACUGUCCCAAGCUACAAAAACUAUCACCUUGUUUCCCUGCCCUUGUAUCACUAGAGGUAAAAGAUUGUAAGGCAUUGAUUGCCCUUCCAAAACUCCUUCCCUCAUCUGUAAGUACAGACCAACCUAGCAAAAGGUUUAAGAAAGGUCAACGAUCCUCAAGUGAAAGAGGUGAUGAGCUGACCCCUCAUCUUUGUGAGCUCGUUAUUGGGGAUUGUCUCAAGCUGAGGGAGGCACCCUUCCCGCUACCUUUCAUGACAAAACUUGAGAUUCGUGGCUGCUCAGUGCACCAUUUCUACGGACAAGAGGAGAGUAAUAAACUUCUACUAGAAGGUUUUGCAGAGAUCACCUCACUCAACUCAUUCCAUAUUUCUGAAUUUGUUAACACAUUUCCCACAGGGAUUUCUUCAAGCCAUGAUUGCACUCGAAGACUUAGAAAUUUGUAA